GUAGACGUCGUUUAAUUCACGCGAGCAGAGCAGUGAGCAGUUUCAUAAUCUCAUUGCUGAUUGAUGUGCUUGUUAGGCAGAUAGCAAGCAAUGCGGUGGUACGCCAACGUGAGGGAGGCCGGGCACGGCGACACCACGGUGGUGCUCGCCCACGGCUACGGGGCCAGCCAGGCGCUCUGGGACAAGCUCGUCCCCGCCCUCUCCCACCGAAACAAGGUGCUCCUGUUCGACUGGGACUUCGCCGGCGGGGGCGGCGGUGCUGGCCAGCAGGAGGCGGGGGAGGGGCGGUACACGUUCGGCAGGUUCGCGGAUGACCUCAUCGCGCUGAUGGACGACAAGCGGGUGAGAGGUGCGGUGCUGGUGGGGCACUCCAUGUCCGCCAUGGCCGGAUGCAUCGCGUCCGUCAGGAGACCCGAUCUCUUCUCCCAUCUCGUGCUCCUCUGCGCAUCCCCCAGGUACGUAAACUCGGAGGAGGAGAGCUACGUCGGCGGCUUCGACAAGGCGGGCAUCGACGGCAUGCUGGACGCCAUGUCGUCGGACUACGACGCCUGGGCAAAGGGCUUCGUCCCCAAUGCCGCGGGCGACCCGGACUGCGUUCCACCCCUCGAGAAGAGCUUCCACGCGAUGCGCCCGGCCGUCGCGCUCGAGCUCGCCAGGAUGAUCUUCCUCGGCGACCAGCGGGAGGUCCUCGACGCCGUCACCGCGCCGUGCACCAUCGUCCAGGUGAAGGCGGACUUCGUGGCACCGCCGAGCGUGGCGGAGUACAUGCGGAGCAGGAUGAAGGGCGCAGCGGUGGCCGUGGAAAUCAUCGACUCCGUGGGGCACUUCCCCCAGCUCGUCGCGCCCCAGCAGCUGCUCGAUGUACUCGACGGCGUGCUGGUGCGCCAUGGUGAGGAUGGGCACGGUGUAGAGCAAGCGGCCGACGUGGAGGUCGACGGUGGCACCGAUAUCACGGCGUAGAUCAAGACGAUGGCGCAUCAUGCAUUGUUCGAUAAACACGUCGCGUCGGCGUCGUCACGCACUUGCUUCUUUAAUUAGUUGCCGCAUGCAUGCGUCUUGUAUGCAACUAUAUAUGCAUGUAUGAUGCAACUCCACAUGCAUGCUCUUGUACAUAGACGUAUGACAUAUCUCGAUUUGUUCAUUCCUU
Molecule: messenger RNA, 1147 nt
Organism: Phragmites australis (common reed)
Lineage: Eukaryota; Viridiplantae; Streptophyta; Magnoliopsida; Poales; Poaceae
Product: probable esterase D14L
Exons: 2
Coding region: 91-960 (289 amino acids)
Source: RefSeq, a predicted model, not a curated record